AUGAGUCCUCUCAUUCCAGGUCAUGUGUUCAUCUCAGAAAUCGACUCACUAUCGGUGUUUGUGGCAUUCUGUAGCCAUCAACAAAUGGCACUGGACGCACUGAAUAAGCUGUUAUCUCAUCCAGACGCACAGAAGCUCUACACGAAGUGCACGUCGAGCGUUGCGGCUCGUGGCAUGAGCCUGAGCACGUUUCUUUUGCUGCCGCUUGGACGAAUUACGAGAUAUCCUCUGCUGAUCGAGAAAAUCCUCAAGGAGAGCAAUCCGAAAGGCGAAUUGCAUCAGGAGCUGGAUACUGCUCUACAACUACUUCGUGCUCUUGUUUCUGAAGUGAAUCAUGCUGUGACUGAAGAGGAGAAUGUGUUCCUCUUACGUUGGGCCCAGUUA
This is a messenger RNA of Cooperia oncophora, 384 nucleotides long. The record is from the annotation of a GenBank genome assembly. Lineage: Eukaryota; Metazoa; Nematoda; Chromadorea; Rhabditida; Trichostrongylidae.